ACUUUAUAAAGAUUGAAGCAAUCCGAAAACAAGCAUUGUACCGAGCGUUAGGUUAGAGAUACAAAUACACAAAAAUGAAGAGAUCGCGUUCAAAACGAGACGAAGAAGAGGCCGAGGAACGCUAUCGCAAGCGAAGAGAUCACAAACGCGGCGAUGAUCGUAAAAGAGAGUCCAGGUAUAACGACGAUCGGAACUCCAGACGUGACGACGACGACGAUUAUAGGAGUUUCCGACGAGACGGUAAUCAUCGAAGUUCCAGACGCGACGACGAGCAUCAUCGACACGCUAGACGCGAUAAUCAUCACAAAAGUUCCAGGUACGACGACGAUCAUAGAGACAGUAAUAGCGAAAGGGACCGAAAAAGGCCAAGUAAGGAGGAAGAGAUAGGAAGCAGGUAUUAUGGAGAACCAGGUAUCAAGGAUAAAACGCAAGAGAAGCUAGAUGAGGUCAGGCAGAAGCGUACGGUGGAUCUUCUGACCUCGAAGACGGGAGGUGCUUACAUUCCACCUGCCAAGCUGCGUAUGCUUCAGGCAGAGAUCACUGAUAAGUCUGGAACAGCUUAUCAACGCAUUGCAUGGGAGGCGUUGAAGAAGUCCAUCCAUGGCUACAUCAAUAAGAUCAACACUAGUAAUAUAGGAAUUAUAACUAGGGAAUUGCUACGCGAGAACAUUGUUCGCGGUAGAGGUCUGUUGGCGAGGUCCAUUAUUCAAGCUCAGGCCGCCUCUCCAACAUUCACCCCAGUUUACGCAGCACUAACAGCUAUAAUCAACUCCAAAUUCCCCAAUAUAGGUGAACUGGUACUGACCCGGCUGGUUUUGCAAUUUAAACGAGGGUUUAAGAGAAACGAUAAACCUCUGUGCAUCUCUUCAGGUACCUUUAUAGCGCAUCUGGUUAAUCAGCGGGUGGCCUAUGAGAUUAUAGCUUUAGAAAUCUUGACGUUGUUGCUGGAAACCCCAACGGACGAUUCUGUCGAAGUGGCCAUAGCGUUCCUGAAGGAGUGUGGCAUGAAGUUGACAGAAGUCUCACGAAGAGGCAUAGAAGCUAUCUUUGAGAUGCUGAGAAAUAUACUGCACGAAGGUCAAUUGGACAAGCGAGUUCAGUACAUGAUAGAAGUUAUGUUUCAGAUCAGGAAGGACGGUUUCAAGGAUCACGAAGCCGUUCUCCAGGAAUUGGAUCUCGUGGAGGAGAAAAAUCAAAUUACUCAUUUGAUAAGACUGGACGACGAGAUGAACGCGCAAGAUAUAUUAAAUGUCUUCAAGUUUGACGAAGCAUAUCUGGCCAGCGAGGAGAAGUAUAAACAAUUAUGUAAGGAGAUUCUUGGUUCUGAUGUCAGCGAUACGGAAGAUGAUAACGAGGAGGAAGAGGAAGAGGAGAGCUCGGACGAAGAUAGCAACGCUGAACAAGGCGAGGGAAAGAAGGACGUGAUAUUCGACAAUACAGAGACAAAUUUGACCGCCCUUCGUCGAACCAUAUAUUUGACGAUACACUCCUCGCUCGAUUUCGAAGAAUGCGCCCACAAGUUGAUGAAGAUGCAACUAAAGCCGGGACAGGAGAUCGAGCUAUGUCACAUGUUUUUGGAUUGCUGUGCAGAGAUGCGUACGUACGAAAAGUUCUUUGGCCUUUUGGCCGGUCGGUUUUGCGCCAUCAACAAGAUGUACGUGACCCCGUUCGAACAGAUCUUCAAAGAUUCUUAUCACACAAUACACCGUCUCGACACAAACAAAUUACGAAACGUCUCCAAGUUCUUCGCCCAUUUGCUGUUCACGGAUUCCAUUUCGUGGAGCGUAUUGUCGUGCAUAAAACUGAACGAGGAGGAUACCACCAGCUCCAACAGAAUUUUCAUCAAGAUCCUCUUUCAGGAACUCUCCGAAUACAUGGGUCUGACGAAACUGAAUGAACGAGUCAAGGAUCCGACCUUGCAGGAGGUGUUCGAAGGACUAUUUCCCAGAGAUGAUCCGAAAAAUACGCGUUUUGCCAUCAACUUUUUUACCUCCAUCGGUUUGGGUGGUUUGACCGAUGACUUGAGAGAACAUUUGAAGUCCCGUUCGAAGCCAAUUCCUGUACCAGUAUUAAACACUCAAGAAGAUGAAAUCUCCAGCGCAGAUGAAUCUAGUUCAUCAUCUAGUUCCACCUUGUCCAGUUCCACUACAACGGAUUCUUCUUCUUCAUCAUCGUCAGAGGAUGAAGAAAUUUCAGCCAAGAAGAAAAAUAAACAAAAAAAGAAGAAAUCUAAAUCAAAGGACAAGAAGGAAGAGAAACAUAAAAAAACGCAAAAGAAAAAAACGAAAAGUAAAAUAUAAAAAAAAAUAAAUA
Nylanderia fulva is the source of this 2313-nucleotide messenger RNA. It is a transcript of the gene ncm, whose product is annotated as pre-mRNA-splicing factor nucampholin. Gene Ontology annotation, molecular function: RNA binding; protein binding. The record is from RefSeq and is a predicted model, not a curated record. NCBI's taxonomy places the organism in Eukaryota, Metazoa, Arthropoda, Insecta, Hymenoptera, Formicidae. Gene Ontology annotation, biological process: mRNA splicing, via spliceosome. Gene Ontology annotation, cellular component: catalytic step 2 spliceosome.